CCCAUCACCUCCUCCCCCGUCUCCUUCCCUCCCCCACCGCUACCACCGCGUCCUCAAUGCCUCUCUGAACGACGUCUAGGGAGAGCGCGUGAGGAGGAGACCCGCGGAGGCAAAAAAAAAGAGAGAGAAAGAAGAAGAUGAGGAUUAUUUGCAGACAGCUAGUCUUGUUGUUUUCUGGCUUUUGGGGACUCGCAAUGGGCGCUUUUCCUAGCAGCGUGCAAAUAGGUGGCCUCUUCAUCAGAAACACAGAUCAGGAAUAUACUGCUUUUCGGCUAGCAAUUUUUCUUCACAACACCAGUCCCAAUGCAUCUGAAGCACCUUUUACUUUGGUCCCUCACGUAGACAACAUUGAAACAGCAAACAGCUUCGCUGUAACAAAUGCCUUCUGCUCCCAGUACUCAAGAGGAGUUUUUGCCAUUUUUGGACUGUAUGAUAAAAGAUCAGUACAUACUUUGACCUCAUUCUGCAGCGCUUUGCACAUCUCUCUCAUCACACCGAGUUUCCCCACUGAGGGUGAGAGCCAGUUUGUUCUGCAGCUGAGGCCUUCCUUACAAGGAGCGCUGCUAAGUGUGCUGGGCCAUUAUAAAUGGAAUCGCUUCGUCUUCCUUUAUGAUACAGAUAGAGGUUACUCAAUACUUCAAGCUAUUAUGGAAACAGCGGGAGAAAAAAGCUGGCAAGUCAGCGCCAUUUGUGUGGAGAAUUUUAAUGAUGCAAGCUACAGGCAGCUUUUAGAAGACUUGGACCGAAGGCAGGAAAAGAAAUUUGUGAUAGAUUGUGAAAUAGAGAGGCUUCAGAAUCUCUUAGAACAGAUUGUAAGUGUUGGCAAACAUGUUAAAGGCUAUCAUUAUAUUCUUGCAAACCUGGGAUUCAAAGACAUUUCUUUGGAAAGGUUUAUGCAUGGAGGAGCCAAUGUCACCGGGUUUCAGCUGGUGGACUUCAGUACACCUAUGGUUGCAAAACUGAUGCAACGGUGGAAGAAACUGGAUCAGAGAGAAUACCCAGGAUCAGAGACUCCUCCUAAAUAUACCUCCGCUCUGACCUAUGAUGGGGUGCUUGUGAUGGCUGAGACUUUCCGUAAUCUUCGGAGGCAGAAGAUUGAUAUUUCUCGAAGAGGAAAUGCUGGAGAUUGCCUUGCAAAUCCGGCUGCACCCUGGAGCCAAGGAAUUGACAUGGAGAGAACGUUGAAACAGGUUCGAAUACAAGGACUGACAGGAAAUGUUCAGUUUGACCACUAUGGCCGCAGAGUCAACUAUUCUAUGGAUGUGUUUGAACUAAAGACCACUGGCCCUCGAAAGAUUGGUUACUGGAACGAUAUGGAUAAAUUGGUAUUGAUUCAGCAUGAGCCUACAAUGGGAAAUGACACGUCAGGUCUUGAGAACAGAACAGUAAUUGUAACUACAAUUAUGCCUCUGAUGAAGAAUCCUAUUUUAAGAAAUUGAUCAAAGAAGAAAAGAAUCCCACGCUGCUGUGAACAUUCCUAAAUAAGAGUCAACUAUUAAGCUCCAGUGUAGUAGCACUGAGAUAUAUUUUCCCAUAUGGAUUUCUGAUCCUCUGACUGGAUGACCAGGCAUUGAACCAUCAAGGAGGAAAAAAGCACUGUGACUAUUCUGAAAUGCCUGAAACAGAGGGCAUUCAAUCUUCAACUUGGCCAAGAUAUGAAGAAAAUGAUGGGGAUUUCAAGGCUCUCUCAAUUGAAACAUUCCUCUUGAAACCAGUCUUUAAACUGAGGCUUCUAUACAUGUACAGUGUAAAUUAUUGUAAAGUAUUUCCAAGUUUAGGAGUGAUGCCUGUCAAAAACAAAAGGAAGAAGAAAAAGAAAAAGAGGAGAGGAGCUGUUUAAAGUGUCUGUCUUGUCUGACGUAAAACGUUUUGAUGUGCAUAAUAAAUGUUAUCUCUGCAGAAGAACUCAGCAAGUUCUGAGAUGGAUAUUUUCAUUUUCCAGACUAAAGACCUGAAUGAAUUUUAUGUAGCAUGUCAUCCUGCAGCAUGCUAGUCCAAAGUUAAACAAAACUGUUAAAGAGAUAAUUGUAUUGCAGUUUUUAUGGUGUUCACUUUCUCUCCUUGUAGUCCUGAUACAACAACUGUCAUUGGUGUCAUAUGAUGCCCAGAAUCUUGUUGCUUAGUGUAGUAAAUCUCACUUGAGUAGGCUUAUUGAAGCAAUGGGGAUUUGGUGAGCUCCUCCAUAAAUUAUCAACUCCUCCAUAAAUUCUGUUGAUUCGAAUGGAUCUAAUUGUGACUUAAAGUUGCCAUUAGAAUAAGAUCAUUUGAAGAGAGCUAAUAGGGCAGUUGACUCACCAAAUCCCCAUUGAUUUAGUGGCCCUACAGUAGCCUGAUUUUCUAUGCUAAGUAACAGGAUUUUCUCGAAAGGUUUCAUGGCUGGGAUCCAAUAGUUGUAGGUUUUUCAGGCAGUUCUUAGGGUUCUCCCCUCAAGAGCACAGCCAGACAGCCCGAAAAACCUACAGCAACCAACAAGAUUUUGUCUAAACUGCUUUCCAUUCAAACAAUGGAUUUUGAACAGUUCCUCUCCACAAGUAAUCCAACAGCUCUAAAUUAUAGACUCUGAUCACAAUAGAACAGAAAUAUUUGUUGCUUUCUAACAUGUUCUAAAUAGAUAGGGAAGGUUUUCCUUCCAUGGACCAAAGGCGCUUCUUCUAGUUGAAGGUGAUCUCAUCCAGAAAGAUCCCUUUUGGUUACGGAGUGUCUCCUGCUGCUGGCAAAAUAAUGCCUUCUGUUGAGGGAAAGAAACCUUUGAAAAGAUGGUAGAGAAGGUGAGCAUAGGACAUCCCUGGCAUCGGACAUACUAGGCAAUAGCACACCACUUCAUAUAUACACUGACCUUCAACAGACCAAAGUGACAGUAAUAUUCCCAAGCGAUUCUGUUUUCUCUACUCUAAAGUUAAAUUUAUGUUGUUAUCUGCUGGUGCUGAAACAAUUUGACACAUCUGUGCAACUGGACUAUAGAAUACAGUCUGAACUUGCUUCUUUCCUAUAUGAUUAACAUAAUAUAUAAACUUUGAAUACAUGUGUACACAGGGUUUGGGUUUUUUCCAGUGACCACUGCAGUCUGAAUAAUCCUGAAAACUGCAAAGAGCAGCUCUAUGUUUGGUUUGUUUGUAUGCUCAUCCUAAAUCUAAUUUAAUGGAUUCCCCAUUAUCUUCUCCAGGAAGAAUCUGGAAUAAACAAGCAAAUGUGCAACUAUAUCCCUACAUAAUGAAACAAAGUUAAUCAAUUGGAUCAUGCUCCUUUAGUAGACAGUCAUGAAGUUUCCUAGAUGUUAAACUGGUUCCUCCUUUAUGUCAGGGUGGGUACCAUGCAGCCUGCAGACUACAUGCAGUCCUUUAGGGGUGUUUGUGUGGCCCUUUGACCCUUGGGCCCCACAGCCCCCAAAGCUGUUUUUAAAGUUGAAUAUUUUUCAUUCAGAAAAUGCCCUUGUGCCUUCUAGGAAGCAAGAAACAAUUUUGCUGUGUUCAGAUGGCUCUCCAAACCCUGGGGCCUCCAUAGCAUCUCAAAAUUAUUUACAUCUUUUAAAAAUAUAUAUUUGUGGCCACUAGAUGAUGCAAGGGAGCUUUUUCAAUUUAAAACUCCAUUUUUCACUUAGGAAAGCCCACUGUAGCAACCUUUACAAAAUAAUAUAUAAAUAGAAUAUGCAAAUUAGCCUUUUAGCCACACUGUCCUCUUGGGGGUGCUUUACACCAGUGGUCCCCAACCUUGGGCCUACAGAUGUUCUUGAACUACAACUCCCAGAAGCCUU
This is a messenger RNA of Pogona vitticeps (central bearded dragon), 3751 nucleotides long. NCBI's taxonomy places the organism in Eukaryota, Metazoa, Chordata, Lepidosauria, Squamata, Agamidae. The record is from RefSeq and is a predicted model, not a curated record.